Messenger RNA from Diabrotica balteata, 402 nucleotides. NCBI's taxonomy places the organism in Eukaryota, Metazoa, Arthropoda, Insecta, Coleoptera, Chrysomelidae. The record is from the annotation of a GenBank genome assembly.
AUGGAAAACCAAUUUGCACUAGCAAACAUCACAAGUGACGCAACAAAAUUCAAUUAUAUAGUUGUUAAUCUAGAAUCAGCAUACAUAUCCGAAGUAAGAGACAUAAUUGUAUCAUCACUAGCUACAGACAGGUAUGUAAAGCUAAAAAUAGAAUUAAUUAAGAGACUCAGUGCAUCACAACAAAAAAUUAAAAGAUUACUCGAGCAUGAAGAAUUGGGCGAUCGAAGACCUUCUCAAUUCUUACUACAUUUACAGUCUUUAGCAGGCAGAACGGUACCAGAUAGUAUUAUAAGAUCUCUGUGGUUAGAUAGACUACCAUCCUCUAUACAGGCUAUUUUAGCUAUCCAAUCAAACGCUGAUUUAGACACAGUUGCCGAGCUAGCAGAUACAGUUUUCAGGUAG